Messenger RNA from Durio zibethinus, 1280 nucleotides. RefSeq lists its product as uncharacterized. NCBI's taxonomy places the organism in Eukaryota, Viridiplantae, Streptophyta, Magnoliopsida, Malvales, Malvaceae. The record is from RefSeq and is a predicted model, not a curated record.
UGCAAUAAAACACAUGGGGCAACAAAUUUGUGAAUGAUUCCUUUGUGAUCUCCGUCACUUUUUGUUCCUCUUCCUUUUAUAACUUUCUCUUUCUCCCUUUUAUAACUUUCUCUUUCUCAGAUCCCCACUAUCUCUCUCCCUUUCUUUUUGGUUUAUUUUAGUGUUUUUUUUCUGCAUUAAAUUCAGUGAAUGAUUUUUUGUUGAGUUUUGAUUUGGAGAUGCUUUGGAACUCAAUCAUUCUUCAGAAAAGAACAAAUCUUGAAUUGAUAUAACAAGGAGAAGAAAGUGAUAGAUAUAUCAACAAAGAGAUGGGAUCUUUCAAGGGUCAUGCUUUGCCAGGGACUCUGUUUCUGAUGGUUGGCGUAUGGCACAUAUGGAGUUCUGUGGUUCGGUAUGUGUCGAACCCAAAGGCUUUUGAGGUCAGAGUGUGGAACCCAGUUCCUGGAUUUGAUGGGAAGUUGAAGUACUUGGAGCUUUAUGUUGUAGCAAUUGGUGCUUUUAUUGAUUUGUGUAUUGAGCUUUUGUAUUCAACCCACCUCAAGUUUUUUGUCAAUGGAGUCUUGAACCCAUCACACUUGAAUGAUUUUGAGCAUUCCGGGAUGCUUCUCAUGUUUUUCCUCUUAGGUGCUAUCGCCCUACUCUCAGAUAAAACGAGUUUUGUUUGCUUAUCACAAGGAGCCCUUUGUCUUAUUGCGGCCGCAGCAUUCUGUGCGGAGUGUCUGCUAUUCUACUUUCACUCAACCACUCACAAGGGCCUAGAGGGAUACUACCAUCUUGUCCUUGUCCUUUUAAUAGGAGCUUGCAUUUUGACAACUGUUGCUGGAGCUCUCUGGCCAAAAAGCUUCCCAGUUGAUUUGUGUAGUGGAAUUGCUAUAACCCUCCAAGGGCUCUGGUUCUAUCAAACUGCUUUCACCCUCUAUGGCCCCAUGAUGCCAGAUGGUUGUCAGCUCAAGGGAAACGAAAUAUAUUGCCAUCCAACAGAAAGUGAGGUUGCAGGCGAGUUGCUUGCUAACUUCCAGCUCUUCUCUCUGGUACUGGGUGUCCUUGUUGCUGUUGUGGGAUCAUAUGGCUUUGCAGCUUCAAGAUAUGGGAAUUCUGAUCUUAACAGGCAUACAUUCAAUUAAGGAUGGAUGAGAGUCUUCACUUUGGAUUUAAAUUAAUUUUAAUCUUUUAACGGAUUUCACUUGAAGCUAUUAACUUUAGCUGGUGUUGGUUAAAAUCAAGCAGAGCCACUUCUAAGUGGAAAAGGGAAAUGGAAGUAUGUUUCUAAUGGAUAAUAA